AUGUCAUCUCAAAGUCCGUUCGAUGACCUUGUUCAGCCGCAACCUCGUCCCUCUCAUCGGGCUCCUGCUUUUCAAACCGAUCCCUUUGGUGACAGUCUACCAUCGUUUCUCGAUCCUCAACAUUCCCCUGAUCCAGGUGUGUCAUACGGUGAUCAUCCCUCCGGAUCGAAUUCAAGAGACGCCAGCCGACAGCUAGGACUGGAUCCCUUUUUCGAUGACGACGAUGAAUACGGCAUCUCCGGACACAGCUCUGGCUAUCUCGCUCCCGAAGAGUCCACUUCCACCGUCAGCGUUUCCCGACCCUUCAGCCGAUCCAUUCCUUCAAUUGAGGAAUCUUCUCUGCCCUUGGCUCAGUCCGGCGCUGUUCCGGCUGGAUUCUCCGGGCCUAUCGAUGAUAAGCAGUACCACCCUUCGACCAAGGGCUACUCCAAUGGUGUCGACCCUUUUGAUGACGACGAAAGCGGACCCUCGGCAUAUGCUUUUACGGCUCCUGGUACGGGGCCGUAUGCUCGACGCCGAAGAAGUAGAUGGGCUGCAUUCAGAGAGGAUCAUCUCACCGACAUUGACUGGACCUUUGGUGUGAAUAGAUUACUGCGGAGGAAGAGUAAAUUUGAGGGCAUGCCACGAGAGGUGACUUUGAAUGAUCCUGAGGCAAAUCGACUCAAGUCCUACGAGAAGAAUUCCGUCUCCACUGGCAAAUACGGACCCAUCACAUUCCUGCCUAAAUUUCUCUUUUCCGAAUUUUCUCGCUCAGCAAAUCUCUUCUUUCUCUUCACUGCCAUCAUUCAGCAAGUCCCAAAUGUCUCUCCAACCGGUCGCUACACGACUAUCGUACCCCUAGCAGUCGUUCUGAUAGCUAGUGCUUUCAAGGAAAUUCAGGAAGAUAUCAAACGACAUCGUUCCGAUAGUUCUCUCAACAACAAUCAAACUCAAGUUCUUGUCGGUCAGCAAUUCGAACGACGAACAUGGCGCAGGAUCCGAGUCGGUGAUAUCGUCAGGCUGGACGUCAACGACUUCAUACCAGCCGAUAUGGUACUCUUGAGCAGCAGCGAGCCUGACGGACUUUGCUACAUUGAAACGGCAAACUUGGAUGGUGAGACUAACUUGAAGAUCAAGCAGGCUCAUCCAUCGACUGCGGCGUUGACAAAUCCUCACGCCGUGUCAAUGUUGCGAGGGCAUCUGCUGUCCGAACCUCCAAACUCCUCGUUGUAUACCUAUGACGGCACAUUCCAUCUUUCCUCGGCCCUGCCAGGUGCGGCUCCAACCAAGAUUCCGGUCGGACCCAAUCAGAUGUUACUGCGAGGAGCUCAACUGCGCAAUACAGCGUGGGUGUAUGGAGUAGUCGCGAAUGCUGGGCAUGAAACCAAACUCAUGCGCAAUGCCACAGAGGCACCAGUCAAGCGGACGGCUGUGGAGCGGCAGGUCAACAUGCAGAUUCUGUACCUCUUCAUUCUCCUUCUGAUCCUGUCGCUUGUGUCCACCAUAGGCAACUGCAUUCGUUCCUGGUUCCUCUCAAAACAGACUUGGUAUCUGGAUCUCGAGGCGGACAGUCCCAACAAAGCACGACAGUUUGCUGAUCAAACAGACAUCCUGACCUUUAUAAUCCUUUAUAACAAUCUGAUCCCGAUAUCCCUCAUCAUGACAAUCGAGGUUGUCAAGUUCUGGCAAGCUUCUUUGAUCAACUCGGAUCUCGAUAUGUACUAUUCCCCAACCGACACACCGGCUCUCUGUCGGACCUCUUCACUCGUUGAGGAACUGGGCCAGAUUGCAUACAUCUUUUCAGACAAGACAGGCACGUUGACGUGCAACGAAAUGGAGUUCAGGGAGUGCAGUGUCUUCGGAACGAUGUAUGCUCAGGUAGUGGACGAUGCCAAACGGGAGCAAGGUCAACAAACUUUCGAGAUUCUCCGACAGAAGGCCGUGGCCAAUGAUCAGGAAGGGAACACCGUCCGAGAAUUCCUAUCACUACUGGCCGUAUGCCAUACCGUCAUUCCAGAGAUCAAAGAGGAGAAGAUGGUCUAUCAAGCGUCCAGCCCGGACGAAGCCGCUUUGGUACAAGGAGCCGAGCUGCUUGGCUAUCGAUUUCAUACUCGGAAACCCAAGUCGGUCUUCGUCGACAUCGCUGGACGUUCGCAGGAAUUCGAGAUACUCAACGUGUGCGAGUUUAACUCUACCCGGAAACGAAUGUCCACUGUGGUUCGCGGACCGGACGGGACAAUAAAGCUGUAUACCAAAGGCGCUGAUACAGUGAUCUUCGAGAGACUCGCACCGAAUCAGCUGAAUACGGAAACCACUCUCUCACAUCUGGAGGACUAUGCAACCGAGGGGCUCCGCACUCUGUGUCUUGCUUAUCGUGAAAUAUCGUCCGAUGAGUAUGGCAAGUGGUCUGUCAUGUACGACCAGGCCGCCGCUCAGCUAUCUGGGCGUGCUGAAGCCCUCGAUAAGGCAGCCGAAGUGAUUGAGCAGAAUCUCCAACUGCUAGGGGCGACAGCGAUCGAGGAUAGACUUCAAGACGGGGUGCCAGAUGCCAUCCACACCCUGCAACAGGCAGGGAUCAAAAUCUGGAUCCUGACCGGCGACAGGCAAGAGACCGCCAUCAACAUCGGCCUAUCAUGUCGAUUGAUUACAGAGUCAAUGAACCUAGUGAUAAUCAACACAGACACCGCAUCGGAGACCAGUGAGCUGUUGAACAGGCGGCUUUUUGCCAUCAAAAAUCAACGACUCGGCGGAGAUGUGGAAGAGUUGGCUUUGAUCAUUGCUGUAGAUGGGAAGAGCUUGACCUACGCUUUGGAGCGUGAUUGUGCCGAUGUGUUCUUAGAGUUGGCGGUGAUGUGCAAGGCUGUAGUGUGCUGUCGAGUGUCCCCCCUCCAAAAGGCGCUAGUGGUGAAGCUAGUCAAGAGAAAUACAAAAGCCCCUCUUCUGGCCAUCGGCGACGGUGCAAAUGAUGUCAGCAUGAUACAGGCCGCUCAUGUCGGGGUGGGUAUAUCUGGCGUUGAGGGGUUGCAAGCGGCCCGUUCUGCUGAUGUGGCCAUCUCGCAGUUUCGAUUCCUUCGGAAAUUACUCCUGGUGCACGGAGCAUGGAGUUAUCAGCGCCUAUCUAAGCUCAUCCUCUAUUCGUUCUACAAAAAUAUCACGUUUGCGCUGACGCUGUUCUGGUACUCCUGGUUCAAUGACUUUUCUGGGCAGAUCUCCUUUGAGGGCUGGUCCAUGUCAUACUACAACGUCAUCUUCACCAUCCUUCCACCUCUUGUCAUUGGCAUCUUUGAUCAGUUUGUCAGUGCGAGAAUGCUUGACCGGUAUCCGCAAUUGUAUCAAUUGGGCCAACAGAAUUAUUUCUUUACCCCAGUCACCUUCUUUUACUGGGUUGGCAAUGCCUUUUAUCACAGCGUCCUCCUGUUCGCCUUCUCCUGCCUCGUCUUUUACAACAACAACGUGCAGUCGGAUGGUGUCGACUCGGGUCUCUGGGUUUGGGGGACAACCUUGUAUCUGGCUGUCCUCUUGACAGUUCUCGGCAAGGCCGCGUUGGUGUCCGACGUGUGGACGAAGUACACAUUGGCAGCGAUCCCAGGAUCUUUUGCUUUCACCAUGAUCGCCCUCCCUCUUUACGCUCUCAUCGCCCCACUCGCCAAUUUUUCUGUAGCCUAUCGAGGCAUCGUCCCUCAUCUAUGGGGCAUCGCCGUCUUCUGGUUUGUCCUCGUACUCUUCCCGGUCGUUUGCUUGCUACGUGACUACGUGUGGAAAUAUUAUCGCCGAACAUAUCAUCCUACACCCUAUCACAUCGUCCAGGAAAUACAAAAGUUCAAUCUCUCUGACUAUCGACCAAGACAAGAACAGUUCCAAAAGGCGAUCAAGAAGGUACGCGCAACACAGCGAAUGCGACGGCAGCGUGGAUUUGCGUUCAGCCAGACCGAAACGAACAACCAAGAUCAGACUCGGUUGAUCCGGGCGUAUGAUACAAGUCUUGCUCGUCCCUCUGGAUAUUGAUAGCAUUGCCAAAAUCUAAAUGCAUGAAGUGGAGUUAUGG
Molecule: messenger RNA, 4024 nt
Organism: Tremella mesenterica DSM 1558
Lineage: Eukaryota; Fungi; Basidiomycota; Tremellomycetes; Tremellales; Tremellaceae
Exons: 27
Coding region: 1-3984 (1327 amino acids)
Biological process (GO): intracellular protein transport; phospholipid translocation; post-Golgi vesicle-mediated transport
Cellular component (GO): plasma membrane
Molecular function (GO): magnesium ion binding; ATP hydrolysis activity; ATPase-coupled intramembrane lipid carrier activity
Source: RefSeq, a predicted model, not a curated record